CCCGCCCUCCGGGGGCGGGCCUGAGCAGGCCGGCCAAGCCAGGCGAGGGACGGAGGCGGGGAUGGUGCCGGCCGGAGGGAGAGCAGCCUGCCGCUCGCGCGCCGGGGCGCCCUGCCCGGGAGCGGGGCCUGCCGCCGGACGGGGCGGACGCUGUUGCUGCUGCUGCCGCCGCCGCCGCGCUUCUUGCCUGGAGCGGCCGGGCGAUUGGUGGAGGAGCGCGGUGGCCUGGGCUGCCGCCGAGCGUGUGCCUGGACGGAGCGGGCGAGGCUGAGGGGCAAUGCCGCUGCGACGACGGGGCGGGCGGCCAGCAUGGAGAGACUGGCGGCGGCGCUGGGGCGCGUUGCGUGGAGCCCGGGACCGCCGCUGCCGCUCGACCUCAUCGUGGCCAAGUGCCGCCUGCCUGCCCUUGUGCGCCCCGGGCCCGGAGAGUCCAUGGAAGGGGUGAGUGAGCAUGAUGUGCUUUUCGUUCAUUCCUGCCGCCAGUGGACCACGGUGACAGCCCACAGCCUGGAAGAGGGACACUACGUCAUUGGGCCCAAGAUUGACAUCCCCCUCCAAUACCCAGGGAAAUUUAAGCUGCUGGACCAGGACAGGGACGUCCGGGAGCCCGUCCAGUACUUCAACAGUGUGGAGGAAGUGGCCAGCAUCUUCCCAGAUCGAGUGUUUGUGAUGGAGGCCAUCACCUUCAGCGUCAAGGUUGUGUCGGGUGAGUUCAGCGAAGACAGCGAGGUGUACAACUUCACAUUGCAUGCAGGGGACGAGUUGACGCUCAUGGGGCAGGCAGAGAUCCUGUGUGCCAAGGCUGCAAAAGAGAAGUCACGCUUCAAUACACUACUCCGCAAGCUGGGCAAAGCAGGAGGCCCUGGCAGCAACAGUGGUGGCAGCAGCGGGAAUGGUGGCGGAGGUGGUGGCAGCAAGCAGCUGAAAGGCAAGAUGCCCUGUCUGAUCUGCAUGAACCACCGGACCAAUGAGAGCCUCAGCCUGCCUUUCCAGUGCAAAGGGCGCUUCAGCACUCGCUCCCCACUGGAGCUGCAGAUGCAGGAGGGGGAGCACACCAUCCGCAGCAUCAUUGAGAAGGUCCGGCUGCCCGUCAAUGUGACUGUCCCCAGCCGCCCGCCUCGCAACCCCUACGACCUGCAUGCCAUCCGCGAGGGCCACUGUUACAAGCUGGUGAGCAUCAUCUCCAAGACGGUGGUGCUGUGCUGCAUCCUCCGCAGGGACGAGGUGGCACCUUUCCACUUCCUCCUGCUCACAGACAUGCCCCGUUUCCUGCUGCCAGAGGGGAUGUUGCGUGGAGGUGGAGAUCCCCAGCUGGAAAAGCUUUUGCAUGAGUGUGCUGCCCUCUGCCAGGAGUGCUUUGACCCCAAUGAAUACUCCAAGGCUGUGCGUGAGGCCAAGCCGGACUUCUCGGAAGAGUGUGCCAGCCCGCGUCGUGUACGGCUCUGCUUGCAGGGCUAUGCCCGUGACGAACUGGCCCAGUCCUUCCAGCGCCUCUCACUCUGCCUCUAUAGCGCCACUGAGAGUGGCUGCCAAGACUCUGCCCCAGGAGGGAGGAGCCAGCGAUUGCUCCUCCCCUCCCGUCAGGAGCACUCUGCCCAUCUUACCGAGACUUCAGACUCUGAGCGCGAGUACAUGACGCCCGACUGGGCUGAACCCACAUUCCGGACUCAGGAGCUCCCAUAUGAGGAGCUGUGGACCAAUCAAAGCACUGAAAACUACUCAGAACCCAGCAGCAACCUGCCAGGAUUGGAGAGUGCCAACAAGGGCCAACGGGAUCUUAUCUCCUUUGCAAGCAUCUCCUCUCCACUCGGCUCCUCACGUUGCCAAGGCUACCUGAAAGCCGAGCCUUUGGGGGAGAUGCCUCCCCCUGUCCCACCGAAAUCUGAAGCGGUAAAGGAGGAGUGCCGCCUUCUCAUUGCACCCCCAGUACCCCCACGGGGUAGCCACCCGUCUGCCUCUUCCAGCCCUCCAGUGCCUCUGCACUUCCCCAAGCUCCAGCCGGCUGCUUCGCCCAGCUCCAGCCUCUCCUACUACUCAUCUGGACUACACGACGUUGUGUCAAGACCACGGAGUGGUAGCUGCUCCCCGUCUCCGGACUCCUACUCCCUGUACUGCUAUCCUUGCACGUGGGGUGACUGCAAAGCUGGGGAGUCUUCUACCCGCCAGCUCUCCAGUCCCCAGGCCCAACCACAGUCUCCACCCCAGCCCGCCCAGCUGUCUUCAUGGUCAGAUCCGUGGGCCUAUAGCGACCUGGGAUCUAGCGUGGCGACUGGCCGAUCCACCCCUCUACUGGGAAGCAGCGACUCCUCCACCAUCAAGAGCUACCACAGCUGCCCCCGCCUGAAACCUCCCCAUCCUCAGAAACGCUUUGCCCCCUUUGGGGCACUCAACCCAUUCUCCAAUCCGGCCUACUCCUCCAGCCCAGCUUCCUCCAGCUCCUCAGAUUGGUUGGAGUCCCUCGAAUGGCAGAAGCCCUCUGCAUCCUCUCCAGAGACCUUUGACCCCUUUGAGGGUAAUUCCUCCCCCGAAGGGGAGCUGCACUACAGUCCUGCUCCCCCUCCUCGGCCAGCAAAGGCCUUUGAGGCAACUGAAAAUAUUGUCAUUCGUACGGCUGUGGCUCCAUUGUCUCCUACCAUUGUUCAUGGUGCCGAGGGAGGGGUCACCCGCUUAUACUUGGCCCAGGGGGUCAUUGAGGUGCCACCUGCCCGGCUCAAUGGGGAUGGCUCACCCUGGCAGCCCCCAGCCGACCUGUCUGUGCUGUCACUCGAGGAGGUGUCCAGGUGCCUGCGUUUCAUUGGCCUCUCCGAGGAUGUGGUCACCUUCUUUGCCCGUGAGCGUAUUGAUGGCAGUAUCUUCGUACAGCUCACGGAGGAGAUCCUGUUGGAGGACUUCCAUCUCACCAAGCUUCAGGUCAAGAAAAUCAUGCAGUUUAUCAAGGGCUGGAGGCCCAAGAUCUAGAACGUCUGGGAGACCUAGAGAGCAGCACAGGGGAUGGUUCCUCCCUGGAACCAAGGGAGGUGAGAGAUAUGAAUGGCCUUCAGCAAAGAUGCUAGGCCAGCAGCAGAUGAUAGC
Messenger RNA from Heteronotia binoei (common prickly gecko), 3072 nucleotides. It is a transcript of the gene GAREM2, whose product is annotated as GRB2 associated regulator of MAPK1 subtype 2. Lineage: Eukaryota; Metazoa; Chordata; Lepidosauria; Squamata; Gekkonidae. Bases 310 to 2958 code for a protein of 882 amino acids. The transcript is spliced from 6 exons. The record is from RefSeq and is a predicted model, not a curated record.